Molecule: messenger RNA, 732 nt
Organism: Elephantulus edwardii (Cape elephant shrew)
Lineage: Eukaryota; Metazoa; Chordata; Mammalia; Macroscelidea; Macroscelididae
Gene: PRSS58
Product: protease, serine, 58
Biological process (GO): proteolysis
Molecular function (GO): serine-type endopeptidase activity
Source: RefSeq, a predicted model, not a curated record
AUGAUGAUCAAGUUCAUUGUCUUUUGGACUCUCCUGAACUUGCCAGUUGCUUUGCCUUUCAAUCCACAUUACAAAAAUGGCCAUAUGGCUCCACCCUACCUGGCCUACCUGAAAUCGGACUACCUGCCCUGUGCGGGAGCCCUGGUCCACCCACUCUGGGUGAUCACCUCAGCCCACUGCAACCUACCAAAGCUGAAGGUUGUCCUGGGGGCAACAAAUCCAGGAGACCCCAGUGAAGACCACCUGCAAGUGGUCAAGUACGAGAAGAUGAUCCACCACCCCUACUUCACAGUCACCUCCGACGAGUACGACAUCAUGCUGAUCAAGCUGGAAAAAGAGGUUCACCUCAAUGACUACGUCAAGCUGGUCAACCUGCCCCACCAGGACGUCCCUGAAGACACCAUGUGCACGGUCUCUACCUGGGCCUACCACCUGUGUGACAUCUCUGAAGACCCGAACUCCAUGCAGGAGGUUAACAUCACCGUGCUCUCCAGGGUUGAGUGCCAGGACGCCUACAGGACCCACCCCAUCCGAGAGAGCAUGCUGUGCCUGGGUAUCGUGCCGGGAAGGAGACAGCCCUGCAAGGAAGUCACAGCUGCCCUCGCAGUCUGCAAUGGAACCCUCCACGGCAUCCUGGCUUUUGCAGAUGGGUGUGUACUGAGCGAUGUUGGCAUCUAUACCAGAAUCUUCACCUACAUGUCCUGGAUUAAAAAUACUAUCAAAAAAUACUGA